AUGGAUGUCGAGCUACUGAGACCGGGCACUGUGCCUAUAUCGCCGGACACAGUGUUGUGGUUUGAAUUUCUAUUAGACCCUAAUUUGCUUAAAAGCCAUUUAAGUAAACCUAACCCAGAACCUUCAGCUUGCGAGUUAAUAGAAGAAUUUAUAAAUGUGGACACAAAACAGGCAACUUCUAAACCUACUAGUGAGAGGAUAGUUGAUGUAGAUGCUCCUCCGAGUCCACCAACACCCACACCUGGGCCUCUUCAAUUCACUAGGAAACAACUGGCAUUAAAGAUUUUAGCCUUAAAAGUAGCUGCUACAUUGCACUGGAAUUUAGAUAUAUUUGAAUCAAAGCUGCCACCACAAACUCAACAGCACCUGAUGCAGGAUCUAGUGUAUAUAGCUACAGAUACCAACUUUGCCAUUCCCCCUCAGGAUGUACCAGUGGAAAUGUUUCACAAACCGCAAGCCCAGUUUGCACUCACACUAUAUCACAGAUGGGUAUUGAGGUUUCCUGUUAAAGCUGCAUUGUAUUCAAAAUCCAAUAAAUUACCAUUUGUGCAUGUACCAGGUUUACAAGGAGAUACUGCUUUUAGUCCUUUAAAUCAAAACUUUGAAAAGAUCUUACGUAUGUGUGAAGCAUCACGAAUACAAAGUAUCAGAUAUUUAGACAGUGUACUAUCAUACUAUGAGACUACGCUUGGUAGAAAAGAUGCUAGGAAGAUAAAAAUUCCUGUAAUGGAAGCAUUUGUUCACCUCACAGAGGAUAGUAAUGAUAUGAAUCACAAUUGGAAUGCUGGUGAUACUGUUAUAAGCCAAUAUGAAUUAGCAAUGCAAAUACAUUUUGAUCUUUGCUACAAUUACUUUUUUUAUGGCCAACACGAUCUAGCGAAACAGCACAUUUUAGGUUGCAGAGAAAACUCUAACUUACUUGAGAAAGAGGUAGCAAGUUAUGGCUAUGGGCCACGUAAGACGGUACCAUGGGGUGAAUUUUAUUACGCUAGUACGACCAAGGACGACAUUUUGGGUUAUAUAAGAGCUUUGAACUUAGGUUAUGAGGUAUUGAACGAAGAGCCUUCAUUACUGCAAAAACUCCAGGAAUCUAUAGCAAACCAUUACACUGGCAUCAUAGGUAUAUUGCAAGCAGACAACCUAGCAAGAGUUAUUCCAAUGGUUCAUAGAGAUGUGGUCGAGCUCGAUAUUCAAGGUUCGGCUUCCAGUGGAGCGUUUACUGUGGCCAGGGAUCUUUUGAAUCGUGUUGCCGCUUUGAAUGCUGUAAGGUACUCUCUAGAAGGUGGUAUACCGUCUACGCAUCCAGAUUUUUUAAACAAACUUAAGGCGUCUGGUAUUAAAUUCUUUGAUCUGCUAUUAUGGGCUAUGGGUCCGGUACUAAUGUCUAACUUAUCAGAGAAGGAUUGGGAGAAUCUGCGAAUAUUUUUCCUUCAUCUCGCUACAUCGCAAUACAAGUUACCAAUCGAUAGGUUAGACGAAUAUCUGAAGAAAUACGUCGGGGAAGCCAGCGAGUCUAUCAGGAGAAAACUCAUAACAGACGAACAUCUCAAAGAAAUAUUGAACGACCCAAAUAAUAUUGACGAUGAGAACAUUGAUAUUCCAAAAGAACUGUUGACAGAUGACUGGGAAACACCAGACUUUGACUUUAAAUCUGUACCUGAACUGGAAAUGGGCAGAUUGAAGAAACGUCUUAUAGAGGCGUCUACCGCUGACGAUGUACGGAUGUGUCUUGUUAAACUGGCGAUGAUGUCUCCUACUUCACCGUUAUGGAAGCUGAGCCCAUCUUGGAAACCUCCCUCGAGCUUGGUUAAUGCGUUAAUGGCGUUGCCUCGAGGAUUUCUGCAAGACUUUGGGUAUAUCGUGUCGGGUACAGCAAGGGCUCGUUUGGAAGCAGGCUAUGCAAAAACUGCCUUAUCUCUUUUGUCUGCAUUAGAAGGAGAAGCUAGAAGUCAAUUGGGGGGAGGAUCUGAUCCCAAUUUAUAUAGACUUUGCCGGCAAUUGUCUUGGGAAGUUUUAUUGCUACAAGUUAAUGUCAUGUUAAGCGAAUGGCCCCACCAUCACAUCAAUCUAACUGUCCUGGCAAAUAAAUGUAAAGCAUGCAUCGCAGUAGCUACUUCAGGUGACAACAUUGUACCGCGACCUCAAGUGUUGGAGGCUUGUUGGACGUGCCUGUUGAACGCGUGCGAGUGGGAGGUGGCGGGUGUGAGCGGAGGUGCGGGGGAGACGUCCGCAGCGCUCUGUGCGGCGUGCUUUGAGUUACAGAGGGGGAAGGGGGCGAGGAAGUUCCCCCGAGCACUGUGGGACUAUGCGUUAUCAGUAUACAGUAACGGUUCGAACGUACCAGUCAAGCGUACCGCUGGUGGGAUGCCGGCUCAUUCACGCGACGCUCCGAAUGCGGCGGCCGAAGCCAGGAACGCCUUCAACACAUUCCUCACAACACUCAGAGAACCCCUCGCAAUCAGCGUCAUGAUGUCCCUACUAGCGAGGAUACAUAACCUCAUUAUAAACGAUAGUUCAUUGGAACUGAACGUGGAAUACACGAACCUCUGGCCGCCGAACAUCUCCAAUAUAAACAAUUAUAACUUGAAACAUGUCUUGGAAUCCCUAACUGAACUCCUCGAACGAAGUUUGAGGCUGUACCCUUACAAUACGUCAUGGCUACGUCUCUACGGUGAUGUGGAAAUGGCGGGUGGUAGAUGGGCGGCGGCGUUGCGUCGUUAUUUAUGUUCGUUAGCGGCGAACACGUGGCACUUCACUAAGCGCGCACCAGACGAGGGCAGCAUAGCGCGGCGCGCGGCACGCUGCUGCCAGGCGUUGUGCGCGCCCACUCAGGCCGCGGCCUUAUGUCAGCUGCCCGAUGAACCGGAUUACACUAUCGCCUUCAAGUGUCUCGCAGAAAAGACUGGUAACGCAGCGGACGCUAUGGACGGUUAUUAUGGUUGUCUAUGGGACGGGACUCUGUUGGAGGUUGGCGUGGCGCUCCACGCUCGUAGGGGCGAGGGAGGCAGGCGAGCUCGGGCUGUGAAGGCGGCCGGAGCCCUAGAACUGAACGCAAAUAAUAGCGAAGACAUACAAAGAGAGGCCGCCGCCAUACGAAGAGCUAGAUUACUAAGAGCACUCACCAACCAAUAUGUAGUGUGA
Messenger RNA from Danaus chrysippus (African queen), 3141 nucleotides. NCBI's taxonomy places the organism in Eukaryota, Metazoa, Arthropoda, Insecta, Lepidoptera, Nymphalidae. The record is from the annotation of a GenBank genome assembly.